This is a messenger RNA of Phycodurus eques (leafy seadragon), 2476 nucleotides long. RefSeq names its product SEC61 translocon subunit alpha 1a (gene sec61a1a). Bases 109 to 1539 code for a protein of 476 amino acids. Gene Ontology annotation, biological process: post-translational protein targeting to membrane, translocation; SRP-dependent cotranslational protein targeting to membrane, translocation. The transcript has 12 exons. Gene Ontology annotation, cellular component: membrane; Sec61 translocon complex. Gene Ontology annotation, molecular function: ribosome binding; signal sequence receptor activity; transmembrane protein transporter activity. The record is from RefSeq and is a predicted model, not a curated record. Lineage: Eukaryota; Metazoa; Chordata; Actinopteri; Syngnathiformes; Syngnathidae.
CGUACGUACACGCGCACGCUCCCGGCGGCAGUCCACCGAGAUUGCUCAUUGUGGUGUGUUGCAAGAUUGUCCUAACACGGAAGCUAUCAGGUGGACAUUCGGGACACCAUGGGUAUCAAAUUCUUGGAAGUGAUAAAGCCAUUCUGUGCAGUUUUGCCAGAAAUCCAAAAACCUGAAAGAAAGAUCCAGUUUAGGGAGAAGGUGCUAUGGACUGCCAUCACUCUCUUCAUCUUCCUGGUUUGCUGCCAAAUCCCUCUCUUUGGCAUCAUGUCAUCAGACUCUGCAGAUCCAUUCUACUGGAUGAGAGUGAUUCUGGCCUCAAAUCGAGGGACGUUGAUGGAGCUGGGCAUCUCUCCUAUUGUUACCUCUGGCCUGAUCAUGCAACUGCUUGCUGGAGCUAAAAUCAUUGAAGUUGGAGACACGCCCAAAGACAGAGCCCUCUUCAAUGGAGCACAGAAAUUGUUUGGAAUGAUCAUCACCAUUGGCCAGGCUAUUGUUUAUGUAAUGACUGGCAUGUAUGGUGACCCCUCUGAGAUGGGAGCUGGAAUCUGUCUGCUCAUCAUCAUUCAGCUGUUUGUGGCCGGCCUCAUUGUGCUGUUGCUGGAUGAGUUGCUCCAAAAAGGCUAUGGUCUUGGCUCGGGCAUCUCACUGUUCAUCGCAACCAAUAUCUGUGAGACGAUCGUCUGGAAGGCUUUCAGCCCAACCACUGUGAACACUGGCCGAGGCACCGAGUUUGAGGGAGCAAUCAUCGCUCUUUUCCAUCUGCUUGCAACCAGGACGGACAAAGUGCGUGCUCUGAGAGAGGCUUUCUACAGACAGAACCUACCCAACCUCAUGAACCUCAUUGCAACAGUCUUUGUUUUUGCUGUAGUCAUAUAUUUUCAAGGAUUCCGAGUGGAUCUGCCAAUCAAGUCCGCUCGCUACCGUGGCCAAUACAACACCUACCCCAUUAAGCUUUUCUACACCUCCAACAUUCCCAUCAUUCUGCAGUCUGCGCUUGUUUCCAAUUUGUACGUCAUAUCUCAGAUGCUUUCCACGCGCUUUAGUGGGAAUUUCUUGGUCAAUCUGCUCGGAACGUGGUCUGACGCUUCAACUGGUGGUCCAGCUCGGGCAUAUCCUGUGGGUGGUCUUUGUUACUACCUUUCUCCACCCGAGUCAUUUGGAUCAGUUCUAGACGAUCCAGUCCACGCGGUUAUCUAUAUUGCCUUCAUGCUUGGAUCAUGUGCUUUUUUCUCCAAAACCUGGAUUGAAGUCUCAGGCUCCUCUGCCAAAGAUGUGGCAAAGCAGCUGAAAGAGCAACAGAUGGUGAUGAGGGGACACAGAGAGACUUCUAUGGUCCAUGAACUAAACAGGUACAUACCUACGGCAGCUGCUUUCGGCGGGCUGUGUAUUGGCGGUUUAUCCGUGAUGGCUGACUUCCUCGGAGCCAUUGGCUCUGGCACGGGCAUCCUGCUGGCCGUCACCAUCAUCUAUCAAUACUUUGAGAUUUUUGUCAAAGAGCAGAGUGAAGUAGGCAGCCUGGGGGGAUUCUUCUUCUAGGAAUUCCUAUAUUCUAGCAACAUUCAUUAGCGCCACCAACUUGUGUAUUUUUGACACCUUUGUGAAGCACUCCUGUCAUCAGCUUUCCGUGUUCAGGAUGUUUUUGGCAUCCAGGAUUCUCACAUCAAAUGAGGUGUCGUGUAACGACAGAACUUCUGCUACCUCUCCUCAUCUACAAACACAAAAGACGUGACUGUUCGGUUUUUUUCACUCAAUAUUGAAGCUCCACUUUAUUCACUUAAAGGCUGCCUUUGUGAGGGGCAUUCGGUCUGUUUCUCCCGACUGACAUGAACCUACCUUCAGUAUGCAGGCAUACUUGGCUGGGAUGAUGGUGGCCCAGUGUCUGCUGUGUGCAUGAAAGCACACAACCUUCUAACAGACUUUAUACAUUCUUGUUCCACUUUUCUUUUUCCCCUAAUAACCUGCUAGUCUUAAAGAAGGUGCUGACUACAAGCUGAAGUGUCAGACAUGAUGGAUUCCAGUACCGUCCUUUCCCAAUCGGUGCUCCUGUGGACAUUUUUAAUAGAACAUCAUGUAAGUGAAGAACAAAAGGAUGUGACUUAUAUUUGUGUCUGGCAAAAUAUUCAACUGCUCUUCUGAUGUCAGCCAAUGAGCCAUUCAAAAACAAGGUCCCUGCCUUUCUUUAAAAAAAAAAAAAAAAAAAAAAGGCAAUCCCAGGAAGCUCCAGUAUUAACUCUGUGGUCAUGUUCAUAAUCAUUUAUUUCCUUUUAGUUCAUUUUUUAAUUGUUUGCUUUGCAAACCAUUUAGUCGCCUUUUUCCCCCUCACACUCGACAGAUAAUUUAUGAUUUUGUGUACAUAGGCCAUGUGUUGAAUUUGUUUUAAGUGUGAGAUAGUCUUUGAAAUAUGUGAAAAAUGAAUGCAUUUAUAGUCAAACGUUUGCAAUAAAAAACUUUUGGUAAAACGCCCAAUUUUAAA